AAUCAAUUUCAUUUUGUGCUUGGAAGAAUAUUAGGUGUACUGGGGCCAGUUGCUGCUGGUUUAAGAUGGAAACCCCAAGAGACAAUCAAAUGCCCACAUUGUGUCGGUCUGGUUGUGGGUUUUAUGGGACUUCAUCGACCGAAGGUCUCUGCUCAAAGUGUUAUAAAGAUGCAUUGAAAAAGAAGCAGACUGUACCAAGUGGAGGAAGGGCUAGUCCGCCUUCAGUUUCCAGCAGCAAGGGCACUCCUACCACCUCAAAUGUGGCUGACCUCCUCUCUGCUAGUGUCGAUACAGCCUCACCAACAGUGCCAGUCCUUCCCAUCUCACUUCCCACCUUCUCUGGUCCAGAUGCUCAGAAUGGUGGUUUAUUGCAUUGGAAGGGUGAAACUGGGGCCAGUUUGGGUCAGGCCUCCACUGGAGCUUCAGCAUCCACAAAUGUGACAGAACCUACUGCAACUCCUGCCACUGUUCCUGAUGCCUCCCUUGAAGAAAGCCCUGAAAAGAAGAAGAAAAAUCGGUGUGGGAUUUGCAAAAAGAAGAUCGGCCUAACAGGCUUCGGAUGUCGAUGUAGCGGGAUGUUCUGUGCUUUACAUCGAUACAGCGACAAACACAACUGCUCGUUUGACUAUAAGACCCAUGGUGCCGAGGAGAUUCGCAAGAACAACCCUGUGGUGGUUGGGGAAAAGAUCCAGCAAAUUUGAUUCUCUUUCUACAUAAGAAUGCAAAAUAAUUUCACUGUUUUCCUUCUCAUGUGUCAGCUUGGAAACACAAGCAGAAUGCCACUCGCAUCUAGAAUUCUUUCCUUAUCCAUAUGCCAUGGAAUUGAUACACCAUUGCUCCCCCACCAACAACCUGUACUCAGUCCCUCCUUCACUGUUCCUGUUUAGAUCUAGUAUGUGCUAUUGCAAUGGAAAGAGACAUUGUGGACUGAAGAGACAAGAACCCCAGAUAGCGCGAGUGAGUGUAUCAGUGCAUCUUGACAUACAUAAUUUCUCUCUUUUCCAUUCUAUUCCCCUUUUUUGGGUUGUAAGUAGCCCAGAGGUUUUGUCCUGUGAUCCAGUAUUGGGGUGUCUGUACAGGUCCCAGUCACCUUUUAAGUUGACCUCAUUCAGGAAGGGUUUUGUUUCCCCAUAUUUCCCCCUUCUCUGCUUCUUCAUGCUUUCAAGUGUGUUUGCUGCUUUUAUUUCCUAGGUUCUUCCUUAAGUUAGAGAAUGAGAUCAUCUUGACUGAUUUCCGUUCCAGAUACAGGGGAGUAUAUAAUAAAACCUCAGAUUCAGUAUGACAUCUCAUGUGUCUCAGGGCAUUGAAA
This is a messenger RNA of Darwinula stevensoni, 1309 nucleotides long. Lineage: Eukaryota; Metazoa; Arthropoda; Ostracoda; Podocopida; Darwinulidae. The record is from the annotation of a GenBank genome assembly.